Molecule: messenger RNA, 1956 nt
Organism: Ilex paraguariensis (yerba mate)
Lineage: Eukaryota; Viridiplantae; Streptophyta; Magnoliopsida; Aquifoliales; Aquifoliaceae
Source: the annotation of a GenBank genome assembly
AUGGCGAGCGCGGGUGAAGAAGAGAACGACGCCGUGUUGAGCGAUGUCGAAGCCGACGAUGCGGUGCAUAGUGAUAUCAGGAGUCCAUCGCCGGAAGAUGUGACCGCAGAGAAAUUCCAAGAACUUUUUGCCGAGCUUGAUCGCGAGCGCAGAGCGCGCGAAGUAGCCGAGAAUUCGAAAUCGGAAUUGCAAGUGUCUUUUAAUCGAUUGAAAGUUCUCGCCCACGAAGCAAUCAAAAAGCGAGACGAGACUACGAGGCAACGAGAUGAAGCUUUGCACGAAAAAGAGGAAGCUUUGAAAUCAAACGAAAAAUUAUCAGCAGAUUUAGCUGAAAUAAGUAAGCUAAAAGAUGAGAUUUUGAAGCAAAGAGAUGAGUUAGCGAAGCAAUAUGAGGAAACAGUGAAGGCAAAGGACUCAUCCAGGUCGGAGAUCGAAACAGCGGCUCAGAUGUUAGUGUCUGGAACCGAAAAAAUAUCAGGAAAAGUGAGUAGUUAUAAGAAUUUCGUGGGGACUGGACUGCCGAGAUCUCAGAAGUAUUCGGGCUUGCCGGCUGUGGCUUAUGGAGUGAUUAAGAGGAUUAAUGAGAUAGUUGAAGAGCUUUUAAGACAGAUUGAUUCCACUGCAAAGUCGAGGAAUGAGGCUCGGGAACUGAUGGAGCAGCGGAAUUAUGAGAUUGCAAUUGAAGUUUCACAACUUGAGGCCACAAUUAGUGGGUUAAGAGAAGAGGUGGGAAAGAAAAGUUCAGUUAUUGAGAAUUUGGAAAAAUGUAUAGCUGAAAAGGAUGGGAAGAUUUCCGAAAUUGAAAAGGAGAUGCUCGAGAAACAAAAUUUGGCAGAGAAUGAAAUUUCUGAAUUGAGGCAAUUGGUGAGUGAGUAUGAUGAUAAGUUGAGGUGCUUGGAGUCUAAGAUGGAGUUACAGAAGGAGUUAGUGCUUGAUCAGUUAAACUAUGUAUCAAAAAUACAUGAUAACAUAUAUGAUGUUAUUAAGAUUGUCGAUGCUAACAAGUUGGACCAUUCGGAGUUGUCAGAAUCCUUGUUUCUCCCACAAGAAACGGAUAUGGAGGAGAACAUACGUGCUUCUUUAGCAGGAUUGGAAUCUUUAAAUGAAUUAAGUAGAAUUGUACUUGAAAAAACAAGGAAUUUGGUGGACGAGAAGAAUCGUGAGGUAAAAAGUUUAAAUGAAACAGUUUCUCAGUUAGUCAAGGAGAAAGGACAUGUUGGGUGUUUACUGAGAAGUGCUUUGUCAAAAAGAAUGUCAGUGGAUCUAUCAUCCAAAACAAAUGAAUUGUUUAAAGUUGCAGAAGAUGGGUUAAGAGAGGCUGGGAUAGAUUUUAAAUUCAGCAAUCAUCUUGUGGAUGGCAAGGUUCCGACUUCUAAUGAUAAAACGGGUGAAGAUAAUGAAAUAUAUGCUUUGGCUGGUGCUUUGGAGAGUAUCAUUAAGCAAUCUCAAAUUGAGAUCAUUGAGCUGCAGCAUUCUGUAGAUGAACUAAGGGCAGAAUCUAGUCUAUUGAAGGAGCAUGUGGAAGCUCAAGUCAAGGAGCUCAACCAGUGGAAGCAACGUGUGGAGGAGCUUGAAGAGAAGGAGAGAGUGGCAAAUGAAAAUUUGGGAGCUGUACGCCAGGACCUCGAGGAGGCAAAGCAAGCAAUAAUUGAGUCCGAGAGAAAGCUGAAAUUCAAAGAAGAAACAGCAGCUGCUGCUAUGACAGCAAGAGACGCAGCUGAGAAAUCAUUGAGAUUGGCAGAUUUAAGGGCGUCUAGGCUGAGGGACAGGGUGGAAGAGCUAACUCAUCAGCUUGAAGAACUUGAUAUCCGGGAUACCUCAAGGACAGGCCUAAGCAGGCCUAGAUAUGUAUGCUGGCCAUGGCAAUGGCUUGGGUUGGACUUCGUAGGUUCCCAACGCUCAGACAUGCAACUAGAGAGUGCCAAUGAAAUGGAGCUUUCUGAACCUCUUCUCUGA